This is a messenger RNA of Trichoderma citrinoviride, 1269 nucleotides long. RefSeq names its product flavohemoglobin. Gene Ontology annotation, biological process: nitric oxide catabolic process; cellular response to nitrosative stress. Gene Ontology annotation, cellular component: intracellular anatomical structure. The transcript has a single exon. NCBI's taxonomy places the organism in Eukaryota, Fungi, Ascomycota, Sordariomycetes, Hypocreales, Hypocreaceae. The coding region runs from base 1 to 1269 and encodes 422 amino acids. Gene Ontology annotation, molecular function: nitric oxide dioxygenase [NAD(P)H] activity; FAD binding; oxygen binding. The record is from RefSeq and is a predicted model, not a curated record.
AUGGCCGCCCUCACCGCAGACCAGAUCGCCAUCAUCAAGUCCACCGUGCCCAUCAUCCGCGACUACGGCACCACCGUCACGACCACCUUCUACGCAAACAUGCUCGCCGCCCACCCCGAGCUCAAGAACUAUUUCUCCCUCCGCAACCAGCAGACGGGCGCCCAGCAGGCCGCCCUCGCCAACUCGGUCCUCGCCGCCGCCACCUACAUCGACAACCUGGGCGUCAUCGCCGGCGCCGUCGAGCGCAUUGCCCAGAAGCACGCCUCGCUCUUCAUCCUCCCCGAGCACUACCCCAUCGUUGGCAAGUACCUCAUCGGCGCCUUUGAGCAGAUCCUCGGCGACGCCUUCACCCCGGAGAUCAAGGAGGCCUGGGUCAUCGCCUACGGCCUGCUGGCCGACAUCUUCGUCCAGCGCGAGAAGCAGCUCUACGCCGAGGCCGGCUGGCAGGGCUGGCGCGACUUUGUCAUCGCCCGCCGCGAGGACGAGGCCGAGGGCGUCGUCAGCUUCUACCUGCGGCCCGCCGACGGCGCCGCCCUGCCCCCGUUCCUCCCCGGCCAGUACGUCAGCCUACAGAUCCCCAUCCCCGAGCUCAACGGCCUCUUCCAGAGCCGCCAGUUCAGCCUCAGCCUCGCGCCGCACAACAGCACCGAGCAGUUCCGCAUCACCGUCAAGAAGGACAAGAGGCACGCGGGCGCCUACACCACCGAGGACCUCGCCGCCGGCAAGAUCGCCGGCCUCGUCUCCCAGCGCCUGCACGACCAGUUCCAGGUCGGCGACAAGGUCCAGCUCAGCCCUCCCCACGGCGAGUUCACCUUCAGCGCCGCCGCCGUGCUCCCCACCGCCCCCGUCGUGCUGCUCUCCGCCGGCGUCGGCGUCACCCCCCUCCUGUCCAUCCUCGACACCAUCCUGUCCAGCGAGUCGGAGGCUUCCCGCCCCGUGAUCUGGAUCCACGGCGCGCGUCACUCCGGCGCCGUCACGUACGGCAAGUACAUCCGCGAGGCCGACGCCAAGCACAGCAACCUGUCGACCAAGAUCUUCCUCAACAACGUCAGCGAGUCCGACGUCAAGGGCCAGCAGUACGACUACGCCGGCCGCGUCAACCUGGACACGCUCGAGGCCGACGGCGUGCUGCCGCUCAAGGAUGCGUCUGCCGAGUAUUACAUCUGCGGCCCCGAAGAGUGGAUGGUCCAGGUGCGCGCUGGGCUGCUGAACAAGGGCGUCAGCCUCGACAGGCAGCACCUGGAGCUCUUCCACACUGGCACCAUCUAA